Molecule: messenger RNA, 783 nt
Organism: Umbelopsis ramanniana AG
Lineage: Eukaryota; Fungi; Mucoromycota; Umbelopsidomycetes; Umbelopsidales; Umbelopsidaceae
Exons: 6
Coding region: 45-659 (204 amino acids)
Biological process (GO): mitotic spindle assembly checkpoint signaling
Cellular component (GO): cytoplasm; nucleoplasm; kinetochore
Source: RefSeq, a predicted model, not a curated record
CUGCAAAGCUAGUCGGGACAGGCAGGACCUCUGCGUUUUUGAUCAUGGAAGGUUCCACCAUUACUUUGGAUGGAUCGAUCGGCCUGGUGGUGGAGUUUUUCAACUAUAGCGUGAACAGUAUUCUGUUCCAAAGAGCCGUUUAUCCUCCAGAAGACUUCACGGUCAAGAAGAAAUAUGGACUCAAUAUUUUGGUGACCAUCAACGACGAGCUUCAGCUGUACAUGAAGCAAGUGUGUAGCCAGCUGGAAGCGUGGUUGACGCCAGGCAAGAUUAGCAAAUUGGUUCUAGUCAUUAAAGAUAAAGACACAGCAGAGGUCGUGGAGCGAUGGCAGUUUGAUAUCCACGUACAUGAUAAAUCAGAUCAAGCCGGGGCAAUGACGAUGACCACCACUAAGUCGCCAGAAGAGAUCUAUAAAGAAAUACAAGCUAUCAUGCGACAAAUUACCGCCAGUGUCACAUUCUUGCCGAUCCUUGAAGAUAAAUGUACAUUUAAUAUCCUGGUGUAUGCCGAUGAAGAUGUGCAAGUCCCAACCACAUGGGAAGAUAGCGAUCCCAAUCUUAUUGCUGGUGGUGGAGAGCACGUCAAGCUGCGAUCAUUCGAUACAUCAAUGCACAAAAUAGACGCUCUGGUUGCCUAUCGCGUUAUGGACGAUGCCUAACCGUUGUCCAACCAACACCUGUAGAGUAUAUAUACACACGACACAACCAAGACAAACAGGCCAUAUGAUGUAAAAAAACGAAAAGCGAAUAAUAAAACAGACACACAAACACAUGGGACGACAU